Molecule: messenger RNA, 2995 nt
Organism: Bombus huntii
Lineage: Eukaryota; Metazoa; Arthropoda; Insecta; Hymenoptera; Apidae
Product: sensory neuron membrane protein 2-like
Exons: 7
Coding region: 1-1473 (490 amino acids)
Cellular component (GO): membrane; cytoplasm
Molecular function (GO): scavenger receptor activity
Source: RefSeq, a predicted model, not a curated record
AUGACACAUUUGAAUUCAGCAUUAUCACUGCGUGAAGAUUCAGAAAUAUACAAAGUAUGGAAGUCACCUAUACAGUUAACUUUUACGUGUCAUUUCUUCAAUGUUACCAAUCCCGAUGAAGUGAUGAGUGGAAGUAAUCCAUAUUUCAAUGAAGUUGGUCCAUUUACUUAUGAUGAAAUACUCGAGAAACAAAUUAUAGAUGUGGACGAUGCGAUGGAUGAAAUUACAUAUACAACAAAGUCUAUGUACAGUUUUAACAAAGACUUGAGUGUGAAAUUAUCUGAACAUGACAAAAUCACUAUGUUAAAUCCUGCAUACAUUGGUACCAUGUCGAUGCUCUCCAGCUUACCUCCUGAAUAUAUGGAAAAAUAUGGUAAUAACAUACCGAAACUAUUUCCAAACCGUAGUUCCAUUUUUCUAAAAGCUAAUCCUAACGAUCUGCUUUUCAAUGGAAUUCAAGUUUCGUGCAAUUUAAGAAAAUUCCCUGAAUUGGAUAUGAUAUGCAAAACAUUGGGCAGUAAUCUGCCACAAGCGUUGAGAAAAACCGACAAGCAAGAUGUUUAUCUACUCAGUAUCUUUCAGAGGAUGAACGCUACUUUUCGUGGGCCAUUUUCUGUUAACAGAGGUGUUAAUGAUAUAACGAGAUUAGGAGAUAUAACAUCUUAUAUGGGAAAAAGAAAACAAACAAUAUGGAACUCUGAAGAUUGUAAUAUAAUAAGAGGAACUGACUCAAUCAUUUGGGCACCAUUAAUAAAACCAUUGCCUUUUGUUUCAACGUUUGUACCAGAUUUAUUUAAUAUACCGUAUCAGUUAUCAAGAUGUAUGUGUAGAACAAUCGAAGCGGAUUAUAAAGAUGAAAUUUCGGUACGAGGUUUAAUUGGCUCACGAUUCGUCAUGAAGGAAAGGACAUGGUUUUUAAACACGACGCAGUGCUAUUGUUUAUUAGAAAAUAAAAUACCAAAAUGUUUACCACAAGGCUUAAUCGAUGUCUGGGAAUGUCAGAAACUGCCGGUAAUCUUAUCAGAGCCACACUUUUUACACGGUGAUCCACAGCUGUUAAAGUACGCAGGUGGUUUAAACCCUGAUGAAAGGCUGCAUGAAACCUACAUCAUUAUCGAACCAUAUACCGGAACGCCUCUUUCUGGACAGAAAAGGAUACAACUAAAUUUAUAUUUGGAAAAACAGUCAGUAGAGUUGCUUUCAAAUGUCAGCGAGGGAUAUUUUCCGCUUAUGUGGUGCGGAAAUGUAAGAUCCUUCAAGACAGUUCCUAUCAUUUUAUCUUGUUUACUAAACAUAUAUGAUUUCACUUACGAAAUGCAAUUGAUUAAAAUUAUACGGUUCAAUUCUCAAGACAUAUCGUUUAUUAUGAAUUUAUUAUGGAUAUUAUACUUAUAUUAUAUUACAUUUAUUAUGAAUAGCGAAUGUGGUAGAUUUUUCGAUUUCAAAGUUGGCACCAGAGUAUUUCGCGAAUGAUAAUAAGAAAAGAACUUUACUAAAAAUUGAGUUUAUUAUGUUAUGUAUGUAUUUGUUCGUUUUCUUUAAAAAUGAAAGUAUGAUAAACAAGAGUAAAAAUAUAAUGGAAUAAUAUUCGGGAAUCUUAGAGACCAAAAAAUUAAUUCUCCUCGACGGAUUCAUAGUUGUGCUUGAUAUUUGUUCAAUCAUUAUAUUGUGCAAUAAAAUAAUAUUGAAUUAACAUUUAUCCAUCAGUAGGCAGGGAAUUUAAUUUCAUAGCAACGAAGCUGAUUUGAUUCAAUAUAUUUUAUUCACUAUUCAUUCUUAAGAAAGUCUGAUAUUUCGUCGUCAUAGGAAAAUUCUGACAAAGAAAUUGAAUAACAUUAUACAUUUUUACAAACAGAUGUUAAUUUAUGAAUACAAUCUUUCAUUACAUCAUAGUCCAGAUCACAUCAAAAUGUACAAAAUAUAAUUACAAUUUUUCUCAGAUAUCGAUAGACGAACUAAUUGUCUAAUAAAUAUUUUACAGGGAAACACGCCAACGUUAGAGAUUAUAGGAUUCACAUAUCAAACGCUUCGUCUAAUAAAAAUUUUUCGGUAUAUAAACAUAAUUCCUUUGAUGAUUGGAAUUCAUUUGACUUUCGUCGCUGUAAUGUAUUGUAAUUGUACAAAACGCAAAACACAACCAACAUUUGCAGAAUCGUUACUAAUAUCAUCAAAUUCACGAUCCAAUAAUAUCGCACAGAGACCCUCACGUGCACAAGCAUUUGAGGCAUUUCAAUAAAUGCACAUUACAGUUCAUAAGUAUUGUGAAAAUUUAGUUUAGUUUAGUUUAGUUUCUUUUUACAGCUUAACCAUUAACAAACGUAGCAAUACUACAUUCAUUUGUUUAUUAAACAUGUAUACGUAUUACAUGUAUGUAAUCAUUAUUUGUAUUGACAUCCAAAGGCUUUUUAUCAAGUUAGAAAAAUCAUGUUAAUCCUACUUACAAGUCAAAAAUUGAUUUGAAAAUAAAAAGUUUCUCAAAUAAUAAAAUAAUUCUGAAAGGUUUGACAUUUACAAAUGUCAGUUUUGUUAUUGCGUGUUACCAUUUACAAGCAAAUUUAAUCGCAUCAUCACAUUCUAUUAUACACAGCCAUGUCGAUUAUACAAAAUAAAAUCAUUACAGUUUGAUUUACCCGGAAUUUUAUGAUUAAAAUAUUGAACAAGUGUUCGGAUAUUUUUGAACAGUAAACACGAUGCUAACGAAGAAAGUUACAGCGCACUAGAGUGUUUAAAAAUAAUUGAUUAUUUCUAAAAAAUGCAUAUAGAUUUAAUGUUUUAUACAGUGAUAAAUUUACAAUUUACGAUGUUGCAUACUAUUUACUCUUACAAAUUUAAUGUAGUAACAGUCGCAUCCGUUCGCUUAAAUUAGAAAUAUUAGAUUGUUUGUUAAAAUUUAUACGCAUAGGCAAGAAAAUUACUUUUUCGUUUAUACAAGUAAAUAAAUAACUGUAUGUUACCUUCUUUUUUAGAAAUUUACUACAACUUUAAAAUGCGACCA